CUCGGAUGUAAACAAACGGGAGGAGCCUUCGGUGUAAGAUGAUACCGGGCGCUCUCCUUCAUUUCUCCCUUUUCUUCUUCUUCCGUUGGUGAGAGAGAUGGACAAGGCUUCCAAGGCGAUCCGCAGGUCAGGCGUGCGCCUGAAGAGCAUGUCUGGCGGGCAUGGGGCGCUGCAGAUGGUGAUCUCACAGCUGGGUGAGGUCCGGUCUUCACUCAAGGCAUUCACUCAAGCACAAGCAACAGCCUCUGAAGACACAAUGCGAUGGGCAGCAGCACAUGAGAACAGGGCCAUUGCCGAAACAUUCAGCCACCUUGCCGAGCUGUCUCUGGUGUGGACGGAUGUGCAGAGGGAUUUUACAGAACGCCUGAAGGAGUACCGAUCCCAGUACGAGCUCAUCCUGGAAGGGGAGAAGCAUGUAACACUCGCCAGAGAGACCUUGGCCAGCCGGGAACAGCGAGAGGCCAAACUUCGCAAGGAACUGAAGAAGGCAGGCAAGAAGGCUCCAGCAGAGGAAAUUCGGCUGUUGAGAGAAAAGCUGAGUCAGGCUGAGAGAUCAAGGGAUCUUUCACAUCUGGAAGUGGUGGAGCGUGUGGCAGAGAAUGAGGCAGUGAAGAUGAUCCGGGUGAAGGAGGGUUUGCUCAAGGUAGGAGCAGCAUACUGUGAACUCGCACAAAAAUGUCUAAUGAUCUUCACUGCACAUAUGAAUGUUGCAUCAGAGUUGCCAGAUGUGCAUGACCGAGAUCUCCAUGAUGUUAAAUAUACAGGUGCAGGAGCUGCCAAAAAGUUUGUUCAGCAAGCCAAAGAACAGGUCCGUUUAUACAGGCAGGACAGUCUCUCUCACAAACCUCCUUUGCCAGAGGACCCUCCACCUCCAUAUACCCCUUCUGUGGAACACUUGAAUGACCUUUCUGCCAUCACUAACGGAACAAAUGACUCUUCUGGAUACAAUUUGAACAAUUCGUCGCUGAACCCAUCUGCCCCUCGAGCCUCCAUUUCAUCUCUGAGUCCUCCCAAGCCGGAGCCCCGGAGCGGCGGUCAUGGCAAAAGGACCCAACCCACAGGACCAGGUGCCUCCAAUGCCAACUUUGACCCUCCCCCACACUAUCCUCCUCCAGGCCCUGUGUACCCUGACCUCCAAGACUUCCCUGCAAUUGACAUCCCUAGCUCUCCCUCCCAUAUAAAUCCUCAGCCACCCACUGCACCAGUUCAUCCCACUUCUCCACACUCGACCAGUGCUCCGAACUUGGCCAAUGAUACCCCGACACACCACGGAGUCAAGUACCCUCCCCUCAAUGUUGGUGACAACUCAAGUUAUAAUGACACUUGCUACCAACCCGACACAUCAUCAUCGAGCCCAAACCUCUCCUCCCAUCGACAUACAAGCAUGACCAGCCCAGAGAACUCUAAUCCUUUCAACCCCUACUAUGACUGGCUGCCAGACAGGAAUGGAAAGAAGAAAAGGGAAGAUGAGGAGACUCCGGGCUUCGAAACAUCUACUCCUCGAAGCACAAGUAAUGUUGAGGAGGGGCAAGAGAACCAAGAGUCCAGGCCUAAUCCUCCAUCAGUUCGGCCAAGAACAGGUAGAAACCCUUUCCUUGAAGAUUACUCUGAUGAUGAGGAUAAUAAUGACUGUGACCAGGGAGAGGAGAGUUUAUCGGGUGCCUUAAGAAAGUCAUCUAUUAGAUAAGUCUGGAGUAUAUGUCACUGGAGAAAUAGACAUACUUUAGAUAACUGAAAACAUGAACCUGAAUAGAUGAAUUAGAUUAUGAAAAAUCCAGUAGUGUCAGUAUGAAUAAAAGUGAUAGGGAAGGAAUUCCCCACUUCGUUUGUCUUUAUUUGUGAUAAACUCAUUAAUUCAGAUAAUAACUUCUUUUGGUUAUGUAUACAAUACAUUUAAACUAUCCAUUUUGUACAAGUCAAAGAACGAUAUACACAGUUGUUCUACUGCACAAUAUGAAUAUGUAUUCAGAUCUGAAAUAAUGACUUCUUAUUUGAACAAGAAGUCAUGAUAUUUACAGUGUUUAAAAGUGUCUUACAAAUAACAGAUGUACAUUGCAGUUUUAAUGUAUCUCUUGCUAUUUGUGCAUAGAAGCCAGCUAUUGCCAAGUAUCACAAUAAACAAAUUGAUGAUUGACUUUAGGAUAAGGAAAGUAAAUACAGUGGUAUGAACACAUAAUGUACAAUAAAUAGGGCAUUGGGUAUUGCCCUGUUUUUUCAACAGUGCACAAAUCUAGAGCACAAUAGGUAAUCCGUUGAGCACAUUAUUCCGUUGUAUGAUCCAGCAUUAUCUAAUCCAGAAUAAAAAGCUUUUAAAGUUGCUUUUACGGGCAUAGAUAGACAUUCACUGCCAUGUAAUUUCUAUGAUAAACAAUGCCCAGUGGCUGCUGACUCUGCUACUUAGCUAUGCAUUGAUCUCCACUCUCAGGUACAAGAUUUUGUCAUCCCUGGCAUGUCAGGUCCUGUAGCUGUAGGAAUUGACCCCCCCCCCCUCCAGGUGCUACUGUGUCUCAAGUCAUUAAUUUUGUACCUGUUGUCUAAUGACUUGCUGAUCUCUGUUUUAAUUUUCUUAAUGAAUGAUAAUUCUUUUUCUGAAUGAGAGAGGGCAGAAACAUUUGAAAAUGUGACCUGCUUCUCUUUCUCUUGUAGUGUUAGCUUUGCUGUUAUCUACAGUUGAUCCUUUUUAUCACUUCCUUUAUUUUUUUCUCUUGUAUGAGGCUUAAAAGUGAUAACCUUUAUGUAGGCAGGCAUGGUGUCUAAGUGGUUAGAGUGCUCAUCUCGUAAGGACCUCGUAAGGACCCCUAGUUAACGAGAAGGCGACUCCCCCUCAGUCAACUCAGCUGCCAAGAGAGAACAAGGUGGCUGCAUUUGGGUGUUGACCGAAGAUAGGUUUUAUACAAGUUCAGUCUUAAAUGGGCAGAGAUAGUGGUAUUAUAAAUCAUUCUGCCUUAAAUUUUGAAACUUGCUUCUAGAUCUGCAUUUUUGUUUUUUCCCUAACCUUUGUACUACUGUUAAUUUAGUUUAGUACUUGUCUUGACCUGCAAUGCCUGUUGCUAUAAGCCCAGUGAUGUGACUUAUUGAUGACUAACAAUUAAGAGAAAGGGCUUCAUAUAUAUCCUUUUUGCAUAAUUUAUCUGUGUGACCCUUGUUGGAGGGUGAGUGAUAGGAAUGUUCUUAUUUUCAGUAUUUUCUUACUGUUCCCAAACAAUGCAAUUUUUUAAAUGGAAGUAAUUGAUAUUAUGUUCUUGGUAAUAUGUUUUUUCAACAUCAGUGUAAGCUGCAAUAGUACAUACAAAAACAAGAUUAAGCAAUUGAACAUCAAAGAGGAAAAAGUAAAAUAUUGACAUUUCUCUGCUAUUUUUAUAUAUAUAUAUACAUGCAUGUAUUCAUAUUACAAAUUGUUAUGUAAUCUGUACAUGGAAAUUGUUAUGUUGGCCCUAUAUGUGUAAUUUUACUAUACAUAUGGAAUAUAUUGAAAGUUUCACUGCCGCUAACUAUGUUCAAGUGCUUUAAAAAAGAGAGAGAAAAUAUUUUAGGCUGCUAACAGAAGUGAGGUAAUUUUCCUUAACAUUUCAAUGAAGUGUGCCAAUGUCACUCAGUUAGGACUUUUAAGAGAUCUGAGUGUGGUUGCAGAAGGAGAAAUGGGCUGUGAAUUUUUUUCGUUCAUUGCUUUAGCAUCUAUUAGCAUUUUAGGAGGAAGGAGAGAAUCUCACAAAAUAGAUAUAGAUACUUCAAACUUGCAGUCUAGAUGAAGAGAUUAUAUGGUGUUUAGUGAAGUCAGGUACCGAUCACCUUGUAUUUUUCUUUCUUUCUUUUCUUGUUGUUUCUUAUUUUUUUUACAACUUUAUUCUGUUAUGUUCUGUUCCAUGUUCUCUUUUUCUACUUCAUCUUCCUCUUGUUCAAGUUCAUCUAUUCCUCCUGCCCUUUCUUUUCUCUAAUUUCUCCUCUUUCUCUUACAUUUCUAUUUUAGAUUUUCUUUUGACUUUUUUCUUGUCCUUUUAACUAUUUAUAUUUAACAUGACAAAAACUGUGUUCAGUGUAAUUGCUUUGAUAAUGUUAAACUAGUUUGAAGUAUAUUUUGUCUUUCAUUUCAUAACGUUUAGAACUGCAUGUUUAGACCUAUAUGCAUUAAGCAUUAUUAUUGAUUAUUAUUUUUAUUCUGCUGGACAGUAACAUGUAGGUAAUCUGAAUUUAGCUUUUAUUUUAAUCUUGCACUUACAUUUAAAAAUAUGUUUGUAGCAUUGUAACUUUCCUUAGUUGCCACAUUCUUGGCACUUAAUGGGAUUGUCAUAUUUUAAGGUGUCUUUGUAUAUGAGAGAACAAAAAAUGUAAAUAUUAAAACACAAUAAAAAAUGUCUUUGGCUAUGAUAGUCAUAACAAGACCAUGUUAACUAAAUAUUAAGCUUCAUUUCCUCUCUCUUUCUCUGUCAGGCUUUUUAUUACCGAAAUAAACCCAUAUGUUUAUUAUUUCACACUUAUUGUUGCAUUAUUUCUAAUGUAGUAUUAAUCAAAACACAAUGUUAACUGUAACUUUUAAUUUUGCCUUAAAACACUAACGAGAAAUGUUACUUACUGCAGCAUUAUGAAGUAAUAUUUUUAGAUGUAAGCAUUAACAUUUUUUAUUUCUAUUUAAGAAUAUGUGUGCUGUUCCUCACACACUGAAAUUCAUUUUAUACAAAAAACCUUUUGUCUUCAUUAUCAUACUAAUUAAUCCAGGUACAGAAAAUUACUGUAGUAGAGUAAUAACUCAUUUAACUCCAAUUCUUCCUUUGACCUUUUCUUCGAGGGUAUAAGUGACGUCUUCCUCUGAUUCACGUUCCUCUUCAGUGUCUUAUUAUAAAGGAUUAUCGUAUUGGUGUCCCACGUUUUGCAUGUCCCUUGAUUUCUUUUGGCUGCAUGUGUUUGUGAUGUACAAGAGAGUUGUUCCAGACGGGCACAUUUUGGCAUAAAACCGGUUGAUUAUUUUGCAAGUUUUUAAGUAAUUAGUAGUGACGAGAGGAAUGCUAUUUUUUGUUUGUUUUAGCAAGGAUAAAUAUAUGAUUUUGAAGUGAAAUAAUUACCAUUAAUGAUGUUUGUGGACAUA
This is a messenger RNA of Penaeus indicus, 5080 nucleotides long. RefSeq lists its product as uncharacterized. The transcript is spliced from 6 exons. The coding region runs from base 98 to 1687 and encodes 529 amino acids. Lineage: Eukaryota; Metazoa; Arthropoda; Malacostraca; Decapoda; Penaeidae. The record is from RefSeq and is a predicted model, not a curated record.